This is a messenger RNA of Trichophyton verrucosum HKI 0517, 1329 nucleotides long. RefSeq lists its product as uncharacterized. The record is from RefSeq and is a predicted model, not a curated record. NCBI's taxonomy places the organism in Eukaryota, Fungi, Ascomycota, Eurotiomycetes, Onygenales, Arthrodermataceae. Bases 1 to 1329 code for a protein of 442 amino acids. The transcript is spliced from 7 exons. Gene Ontology annotation, biological process: mitochondrial ATP transmembrane transport; mitochondrial ADP transmembrane transport. Gene Ontology annotation, molecular function: ATP:ADP antiporter activity. Gene Ontology annotation, cellular component: mitochondrial inner membrane.
AUGCCUGCGCCUGUGGGUAGCGUCGCCCUCUCCUCCUCCACCCCCAGCCCCAGCUUCGUCUCUCUCGCUUUGCCUCCCUGGAGACGGCGGCGGCCGUUACCUAGGCAGCGCGAGAGAAGCAAGACCGCCGAUGUCUGGUCUCUGGUUUUGCCCCGAGUGGAUUCUCCAGCAGCAGCAGCCAAAGCCCAGCAGCGACUCAUAGCCACAGUAGCCAGUAACCAAUUUUUCUCUUCUUCUUCUCUUUCUCUCCUCCUUCUCCCUUCCAUCUCUCAGCUUCAUUUGCAUCCCUCUCUCCUCCUUCUUGAAGGCCUCGCAUCCCUUUGCCAGCCUUUACCUCCCUCUCCUCUCUUCCCUUUCUUCAGUCCAGCGAAGAAAUCACAUACCGGCACAAUGGCUAGCCAACAGGACAAGUCUAUCUUCGGAGUCCCCGGCUUCGUCGUGGACUUCAUGAUGGGUGGUGUCUCCGCCGCCGUCUCCAAGACUGCUGCCGCUCCCAUUGAGCGUGUCAAGCUUCUUAUCCAGAACCAGGACGAGAUGUUGAAGUCUGGUCGUCUCGACCGCAAGUACAACGGCAUCAUGGACUGCUUCCGCAGAACUGCCGGUACUGAGGGUAUGGUCUCCCUCUGGAGAGGUAACACUGCCAACGUCAUCCGUUACUUCCCAACCCAGGCCCUCAACUUCGCUUUCCGUGACACCUACAAGUCCAUGUUCGCCUUCAAGAAGGACCGUGAUGGAUACUGGACUUGGAUGGCCGGUAACUUGGCCUCCGGUGGUAUGGCUGGUGCCACCUCCCUCCUCUUCGUCUACUCCCUCGACUACGCCCGUACCCGUCUUGCCAACGACGCCAAGUCUGCUAAGAAGGGUGGUGGUGAGCGUCAGUUCAACGGUCUGAUUGACGUCUACAAGAAGACCCUCGCCUCUGAUGGUAUUGCUGGUCUCUACCGUGGAUUCGGACCCUCCGUCCUCGGAAUUGUCGUCUACCGUGGUCUGUACUUCGGAAUGUACGACUCCAUCAAGCCUGUUCUUCUCGUUGGACCUCUCGAGGGUAACUUCCUUGCCUCCUUCUUGCUCGGCUGGACUGUCACCACUGGUGCUGGUAUUGCUUCUUAUCCUCUUGACACUGUCCGUCGUCGUAUGAUGAUGACUUCUGGUGAGGCCGUCAAGUACUCUUCUUCCUUCGAUGCUGCCCGCCAGAUCAUGGCUAAGGAGGGUAUCCGCUCCUUCUUCAAGGGCGCUGGUGCCAACAUCCUCCGUGGUGUUGCCGGUGCUGGUGUCCUCUCCAUCUACGACCAGGUCCAGCUCCUCCUCUUCGGAAAGAAGUUCAAGUAA